AUGAAGAUCAUUGGGGGUGUCCUUCUGCUCUGUACGGUGGCCCAUUUCUGCAACAGUGCAGAAACUGGCACUCCAUCUACAAGAACGGACCUUUUCUUGUUUCUGUCACAGGUGGACUGCAGCAUUUAUAAGAAGUACCCAGUGGUGGCCAUCCCCUGCCCCAUCACAUACUUGCCCGUUUGUGGCUCUGAUUACAUCACCUAUGGGAAUGAAUGCCACCUGUGUACCGAGAGCUUGAAAAGUAAUGGAAAAAUUCAGUUUCUUCAUGAAGGAAACUGCUAA
Molecule: messenger RNA, 282 nt
Organism: Loxodonta africana (African savanna elephant)
Lineage: Eukaryota; Metazoa; Chordata; Mammalia; Proboscidea; Elephantidae
Gene: SPINK7
Product: serine peptidase inhibitor Kazal type 7
Exons: 4
Coding region: 1-282 (93 amino acids)
Molecular function (GO): protein binding
Source: RefSeq, a predicted model, not a curated record